AUGCAGAGAUAUCGCGCGAUUGUCGACUCUGGAGUGCUGAAGUUUGAUCCGCAUCAGCAACGGAUUAUUGGCAAGCUGCAGAAGCUACACGAUGAGCUCGAAACGUAUCACCCACCAUCAAUUAACCCGGACACUUAUCGACCCUCUUUAUUUUCUCGCCUGUUCUCUCGACAAAACUCGAUAGAGGGCACUGUACCGCUCGAGCAAGUCCCGAAGGGGCUUUACCUCUUUGGUGAUGUCGGAACAGGCAAGACGAUGCUUAUGGACCUCUUCUACGACACCCUCCCUCCGCAAAUCAAGCGCAAGCGGCGCGUGCACUUCCACGCCUUCAUGAUCGACGUGCAUAAGCGCAUGCAUGCGAUGAAGGCAAAGUUGGGGCUGCGCGGCGGUGAUCCGAUCCCGCCCGUCGCGCGCGACCUGGCUCACGAGGCGUACGUCUUGUGCUUUGAUGAAUUUCAGGUCACGGAUAUAGCGGAUGCGAUGAUUCUGCGACAGCUGUUCGAGCGUCUCCUGAGCCACGGUGUCGUCUGCGUGAUCACGUCAAAUCGACAUCCAGAUGAUCUAUACAAGAACGGCAUUCAGCGAUCGAGUUUUCUUCCGUGCAUCGAGCUACUAAAGACGCACUUUGACGUCACCGACCUCGACUCUGGCACUGACUAUCGCCGUUUACCUCAUGCGGUCUCCCAUGUCUAUUACGACCCACUCACCCCGGAGAACAGAGCGGAAGUCGAGAAGAUCUUCUCCGCGGUCACGUCCGACCCCGCAGAUCCCGUCGUGCAUAACCGUAAGCUGCACACAUGGGGGCGCACGAUCCUUGUCCCCGAAAGCUCGAGCACUGUCGCGAAGUUCGAGUUUGACGAUCUGUGUGGGAAUCCGCUGAGUGCGGCGGACUACUUAGAGAUCACGAAGAAUUUUAAGACGAUUUUCGUGCUGGAUGUGCCGAAGAUGGGGCUGAGCCAGAAGGACAAGGCACGGAGGUUUAUCACAUUCAUUGACGCAUGCUAUGAGAGCAAGACGAAGCUGUUCAUGACCUCUGAGGUGCCAGUUGCGCAGAUAUUCGCAGAAGAUAACAACAAGGGUGAAGCUGGUGUCUCGGACCAGAUGCGGCAGAUGAUGGACGAUCUUGGCCUCCCGAGUGAUGUCGUCAUUUCGAGCUCUGUGUGCAGUGGAGAGGAAGAGCUGUUUGCGUUUGCGCGGUGUUGCUCGCGUCUGGUGCAGAUGGGCAGCAAGAAGUGGAUGGAGAACGCUGGUGUCUCAUAG
Molecule: messenger RNA, 1260 nt
Organism: Laetiporus sulphureus 93-53
Lineage: Eukaryota; Fungi; Basidiomycota; Agaricomycetes; Polyporales; Laetiporaceae
Product: AFG1-like ATPase
Exons: 9
Coding region: 1-1260 (419 amino acids)
Biological process (GO): protein quality control for misfolded or incompletely synthesized proteins
Cellular component (GO): cytoplasm; mitochondrion
Molecular function (GO): ATP binding; ATP hydrolysis activity
Source: RefSeq, a predicted model, not a curated record